This is a messenger RNA of Paramuricea clavata, 3434 nucleotides long. Lineage: Eukaryota; Metazoa; Cnidaria; Anthozoa; Malacalcyonacea; Plexauridae. The record is from the annotation of a GenBank genome assembly.
AUUUUAAGUUUUCAACUCAAACUGUCUCGGUGGUCAUGAUCUGCUGUAUUCUAGUUUACAACGUGAGUAAUCUGUUUAGAUAUUUCAAAUGGGAAUGUUUUAGGGGCUUAUUAUACCUGGAAAAUUAUCAACCCGGCUGCUGAAGUAAUAUGCCAAACUAGCUGUAAAUAAAAACAGAAAAGAUAUGUAAAUUAGUAGGAGAGUAGAAUUUAGCCGCGUAUCCCAUUCUGCUAAUGUAUCUUCUCGAAACAAAGUACAUCCAUGCAAGUCCAUGUAUGAAAUCAACUCUUAAUAUAUAUCAAUAUAAAAUAUCCGUAUAUCAUCACGAAAUAUUUUAGUAUAAAUGUUCUUUCAUUUAUAGAUCACCAUUAAACUUGUGUUUGUCUUCAGCGUCAUUCUGGACCAAGUUAGGAAGGAAACUGACCAAGAAUUGCCCGAAAUUAUCGCGAACGCUUUGCGCGGGGUGUUUGGUUAGUAUUGUUCGAAAUAAACUCUUCAAGUGAAUAACAUUAAGGAAACAUAUAUCGUCUAUUUUGCAGUUUCAGGAUAUACCUGUCACGUUUUAGGGGGAGUUGCUAUUUUUAUAGACUUUUGUAAUUUUGUCUUCUUUUGUAUUUUAAACUUAACCCUAAUCUUAACCCUUACUCUAAUCCUAACCCUACUCUUAUUCCUAACCCUAAUCUUAAUCCUAACCCUUACUCUAAUCCUAAUCCUAACCCUAAUCUCAAUCCUAACCCUAAUCUUAAUCCUAACCGGUAUCUUAAUUCUACCCCUUUCCCGAAUCCAAACCAUGAUCCUAAUCCUAAAAGUCUAAAAAUAGUAACUCCCCCAGAAACCGUGACUCACAUGUUUCAGAAUGUUAAGACUGAGAUUUAUACUGGAAAAGAUUUCUAUACUUAGCCAAUAAUAGACAAUUCCCAUUAUAGACUAAUUUUUAUCUUGGCAAAAAAGUAUAUUCCGGGAAAGAGCACACUAAAAUGAGUAAAAUUGCAAAGUUUGGUUGCGAAAUGUUGUAAAAUGCGGAAAACAUAGCCUUGCAAAGUUCACAAAUUUUGUAUACUUCUGUAUUGCGUGCGGAAAUUGCUACCACAUUUGGGCCGAAAAUGGUAGCAAUUUUCAAAAGUAUACAAAAUUUACAAACUUUGCAAGGCUAUAUUUUCCGCAUUUUACAACAUUUCUCAACCAAAGUUUGCAAGUUUACUCAUUUUAGUAUGUUCGUUCUAGCAGUGUGGUGAUUUAUUUGCAUAUCCUUGCCUAUUGUUAAAAUUAGCCUAUAAUAGGAAUUGUCUAUUUACUGAGUACCACUUCUCGUGACUUGAAAUUGCACAAGCCAACAAUAUACUUCCUACACUACAUGUAGUUUAAUAUGAUCAGUCAUCUUUUUGCUCGUUUCUCUCGUUUUAAGAUGAAAUGAACUCUCCGGACCGAUAGGGAUACAACUUCCCGAAAAAUAUAAGGAGCUGAACUUGGACGUUUUGACUGAGCAAAGGCCUUUCUAUCGAACGAAGGGGUCGACAGCUCAUGUGGAAAAUAGAGUGUACCUAAAAGUCGAGGGUCGAGAGUCGAGAGUAAAGGUCGAGAGUCGAGAGUAAAAGUCGAGAGUCGAGAGUAAAAGUCGAGAGUCGAGAGUAAAAGUCGAGAGUCGAGAGUAAAAAGUCGAGAGUCGAGAGUAAAAAGUCGAGAGUCGAUCGAGAGUAAAAAGUCGAGAGUCGAUCGAGAGUAAAACGUCGAGAGUCGGCAAAUGUCAUCAGAAACAACACAUUGGGGGGUCAAAAUAUUUUUAACACAAUAUAUAACCAAUCCGUAACAACGGCUGAUUAUAGCCGUACGGGCGAGGGGGGGGAGGCAGUCCCGCCCCCCAGUCAAAAUAAAGUCAUGCAAAUUAUAAACGUAUAAAUUCGGGCAAAAAUUGGGGGAAAUAAAUUUAAAAAGAAGACAGUACAUGCAAUAUGGUAUUUGAAAAUACCAGAAAUAUGUAAAAGUAACGAGGAAUCGACAAAUAGGAAAAUAUUUUUGUCUACUUCCCAACGACAAUUUUGGAAAUUUAGUUACACGGAAAAUUUUAUUCAGUGGGUAAUGACGGAAUGUGUAUCGGAACAUAAAGCAAACAAUAUUUGCGAAACAUAAUUAGUAAGCUCAAAUUCUCGAAAUUAAAGUAAACAAGAGGCAUAUACAAUCAAAAGAAUAAUCCAGUAUAAUAUAAAACAAAACUUUUCUCAAAAAUUUAGCCACAACAUUCAAUAAUAAUAACUAUUAUCUAUAAAUAACUAGUUUUAUCGCUUCCUUAUAUAUUACUGCCCAUCCUUCCCGCUUUUACAUGCACCUAUUUCCGCGAAAAAUUACUCAUAUGUGAAGCUACAUAUAAAUACUAGGACUUUACAAUCACGUGCGAGACAUAUUACCACCCGAUAGAGUCACAUACGACAAAAGAAUCCUAUUUUUACUGGCUCGUAUUUAUGAAUUCACAAUUGUAUGAAUCGUUAGAUUGUGAUCAACGUGGAUUUCUUAAUUCGCUCUCGUUUGAUAUAAACGUACGUUAAUGAAUAAGUGACAUUUUAGUUACAAGCCUGGAGAGCCAUGUCAAAAUUCAGCGGAGUUUAUGUGCAUGUCAGUUAGAAUGAAAUGACAUGUGAAAACAUUUAGCAAGAUUGAGGCAUCAAAUGCGAUAUUAUUUUCUUAUCCAAUCUUUUUUGUUUUUGUUAUCACGUUAUUAUUAUUGACGUUGGCGGAAAUCUUGGUGGGCCGCCCCCCCCCCCCCUACCUUCCGGAAAAUUGACUAAUUUUCGGAAAUUUUGAUCUAAAAGUGGGCUAAAAACAGUCUUUUCGAGUGCAAAUGGGGGGGGGGGUACGUCGGACAUUUCAAAGUUUUGUCGGAAAUUUAUGAGGCUUUGCCCCCUCCCCCCCCCACACCGGAAAAAGUGAAUUUCCGCCACUGAUUAUUGACUGUUGUAGCAAUAUUUAUUGGAAAGUUUGUAUUUCAGCCGUUGGUACUUGUUACGGAAUGGCUAUGUAAAGCUAUAUAUAUAUAGAUUGUGUUAAACGUGGUUAAAAAAUAAAAAUAUUUUGACUUUGUUUCUGAUGACAUUUGCCGACUCUCGACUUUUUACUCUCGAUCGACUCUCGACUUUUUACUCUCGACUCUCGACUUUUUACUCUCGACUUUUUACUCUCGACUCUCGACUUUUACUCUCGACUCUCGACUCUCGACUUUUACUCUCGACUCUCGACCUUUACUCUCGACUCUCGACCCUCGACUUUUAGAUACACUCUGGAAAAUAUGCUUGAAGGUGAAGAAACGAAAGAUUUAAAUGAGGGUUAUUUAUCAUUUUUAUGUUUUUUUCUUUAUAGGUUCCAUGAUUGCUGCUACAAUUCUUGGUGCCAUUUUUUGUCUUGUCUCUCUUGUUCGUUUCAUGGAGAAUCAUAAGUAUGUCUAA